This is a messenger RNA of Python bivittatus (Burmese python), 2702 nucleotides long. Lineage: Eukaryota; Metazoa; Chordata; Lepidosauria; Squamata; Pythonidae. The record is from RefSeq and is a predicted model, not a curated record.
ACAAGCUGUGUUCACAUGGGACCCAGGUUUCAGCGCAUUUAUUAUCUUUCCUUGGAGUUUUACAUGGGCCGGACGCUGCAAAACACGAUGGUGAACCUGGGCUUGCAAAACGCCUGCGAUGAAGCCACUUACCAGCUGGGCUUGGAUAUGGAGGAACUGCAGGAGAUCGAGGAGGACGCCGGCUUGGGCAACGGCGGAUUGGGGCGACUGGCAGCUUGCUUCCUGGACUCCAUGGCGACUCUCGGUUUGGCUGCUUAUGGCUACGGGAUCCGCUACGAGUUUGGCAUUUUCAACCAGAAGGUCUGUGGGGGCUGGCAGGUGGAGGAAGCCGACGACUGGUUGCGCUACGGAAAUCCAUGGGAGAAGGCCCGUCCGGAGUACAUGAUCCCCGUCCACUUCUACGGACACGUGCAGCAUGGCAAGGAUGAAGUGAAAUGGGUUGACACUCAGGUGGUGCUUGCCUUGCCCUACGACACUCCCGUGCCUGGGUAUCGCAACAACACAGUGAACACGAUGCGGUUGUGGUCUGCCCGGGCCCCCAACGAGUUCAACCUGAAGGAUUUCAACGUUGGUGGCUACAUUCAGGCAGUGCUGGACCGAAAUUUGGCAGAGAAUAUUUCUCGUGUGUUGUAUCCCAAUGAUAACUUCUUUGAAGGCAAAGAGCUGCGUCUCAAGCAGGAGUAUUUUGUGGUAGCGGCGACUCUCCAGGACAUCAUCCGCCGCUUCAAAUCGUCCAAGUUUGGCAGCCGCGAUCCUGUCCGCACCUCCUUCGACGCCUUUCCAGAUAAGGUAGCCAUCCAGCUCAAUGACACUCACCCUUCGCUGGCCAUCCCAGAACUCAUGAGGGUUUUGGUGGAUAUCGAGAAACUCGAGUGGGAUAAGGCCUGGGACGUCACGGUGCGCACUUGCGCAUACACGAACCACACCGUGCUGCCGGAGGCACUGGAGCGCUGGCCCAUCCACCUCUUUGAGACCCUCUUGCCGCGUCACUUGGAAAUCAUCUAUGAAAUCAACCAGCGUUUCCUCGACAAAGUCUAUGCCAGUUUCCCGGGAGACCUCGACCGGCUGCGCCGUAUGUCCAUGGUGGAAGAAGGAAGCGUCAAACGGAUCAACAUGGCGCACCUCUGCAUCGUGGGCUCCCAUGCUGUCAAUGGAGUGGCCCGCAUCCACUCCGAGAUCCUAAAGGCCACCGUGUUUAAAGAUUUCUACGAGUUCGAGCCGCACAAGUUCCAGAACAAGACGAACGGCAUCACGCCCCGUCGGUGGCUGGUUUUAUGCAACCCUGGCCUGGCUGAGAUCAUCGCCGAGCGCAUUGGGGAAGAUUACAUCUCUGACCUGGAUCAGUUGAGAAAACUGCUCAACUUUGUGGAUGACGAAGCCUUUAUCCGGGAUGUGGCAAAAGUCAAGCAGGAGAACAAGCUGAAGUUCGCUGCUUACCUGGAGAAUGAAUACAAAGUCAAGAUCAACCCCAACUCCCUUUUCGAUGUGCAAGUGAAACGGAUUCACGAGUACAAGAGGCAGCUACUCAACUGUCUGCACGUCAUCACGCUUUACAACCGCAUCAAGAAAGAACCCAGCAAGCACUUUGUGCCCCGUACGGUCAUGAUUGGAGGCAAGGCAGCUCCCGGCUACCACAUGGCCAAAAUGAUCAUCAAACUCGUUACAUCCAUCGGAGACAUCGUCAACCACGAUCCCAUUGUUGGUGACCGACUCAAGGUGAUCUUCUUGGAAAACUACCGAGUCUCGCUGGCUGAAAAAGUGGUUCCCGCGGCUGAUCUUUCUGAGCAGAUCUCAACAGCGGGCACCGAAGCUUCUGGAACUGGGAACAUGAAGUUUAUGCUGAACGGGGCUCUCACCAUCGGCACCAUGGAUGGGGCCAACGUGGAGAUGGCGGAGGAAGCCGGCGAGGAUAACUUGUUCAUUUUCGGCAUGCGCGUGGAGGACGUGGAGGAGAUGGACAAGAAGGGCUACUGCGCCAAGGAUUAUUACGACCACAUCCCUGAACUGAAGCAAGCCAUUGAUCAGCUGAGCAGCGGCUUCUUCUCACCCAAGCAGCCGGAUCUCUUUAAGGAUAUUGUUAACAUGCUUAUGUACCAUGACCGGUUUAAAGUUUUUGCCGACUAUGAAGCUUACAUUAAAUGUCAAGAAAAGGUCAGCGCCCUUUACAAGAACACCAAGGAGUGGACGAAGAAGGUGAUCCAGAACAUCGGGACGUCCGGAAAGUUCUCGAGCGACCGCACCAUUGCCCAGUACGCCCGCGAGAUCUGGGGGGUCGAGCCCACCCGCCAAAAGAUCCCUGCCCCGGACGAGCCACGGGAAUGAGUGCCCCCGCCUCUGUUCACCUGCCCUGCCAUCCCCAGCAACUGGGGGGCUGCAAAGCACAUCUCCCAACGUGCCACCGAGGGGGACGUGCUGGGAAGACCCCCUCGCCUUCCUAGCUCCCCUCAGUAUAUAUAUUUUUUUAAAUUCACCAUCACCCUUUCCUUCGUAUUUCGCCCGCGCUUCCUUCCCCUCCUAGUUUGAAAAAAUCUUCUUUGUAGUUGUGGGGGGUCUGCAAAAGUGCUGGGCCAAGCAGGGGAAGGAGAGUUGAUUUUUCAACUCGGCCGAACCACACGUCGUCCGUCCGGGGAUUGUGAAGCGAGGAAAGGGGUUGCGAGCCGGAAGACAAAAGCAAAAGAAAAAAAAAUAAAGCUUUUAAGACA